CUUAGGAAUGCGAUUAAAUUUUGAACCAAUAUUCUUCGGAGUUGCAGGAACUCUUAGUUUACAUAAUCCACCUAUUUUAAAGGAACAAAUAAGUUCUGCUUAUAUAUGGGUAACCAAUGCAACAAGUCUUGCCGACGCUAACACUAUCCAUGUAGGAUGGCAGGUUUAUCCAUACUUAUACGGAGAUACUCAAACUCGUUUUUUCAUAUCAUGGAACAAUAACAUGGAACAUACAGGCUGCCUUAAUCUGCAAUGUGCCGGUUUUGUGCAAACUAAAUCAGAUUUUGUUAUUGGUGGGCCCGUUAAUGCUACAUCUAAAUAUGGUGGACCGAUAUUUUCUAUGCCCAUCAGCCUUACACAUGAUGAAGCUUCUAAUAACUGGUGGCUAAGAGUACAAAAUCAGAAUAUUGGUUAUUUCCCAGGAGCAAUUUUUUCUAAUAAGUUGCAAUAUGCAAGUAAAGCUGGUUGGACAGGUCAAACAAAAUUUUUUAUUCAUGAUGGCACUAGUCCUCAAAUGGGUUCAGGACAUUAUCCAGAUGGCAAUAGUGAGCAUUCAGGAUUCUUUUCAGAUAUUUUAUUUCAGGAUAGAACUAGACGAGAUAUUGGACCCAUUAGAGAUAAUCUUAUGCCUUAUGUUGAUAAUCCCAUUUGUUAUAAAGUUCAGUACUAUGAACAUGUGCGUGAUCAAUUGAACCGUGCUAUCUUGUAUGGGGGACCUGGUGGAUUUUGUGGUAGUUAAUUAUUUGAAUCUAUUUCUAAUAGGAAUAUCAUGAAUAAAUUAUGAGAGAAUUUUAAUGUUAUUUUCUCCUAGUCAAUAUUGAAUAAUACUUUAUAUAAUUCAAAGUGGAUUGACAUGUA
This is a messenger RNA of Cicer arietinum (chickpea), 858 nucleotides long. RefSeq names its product protein neprosin-like. NCBI's taxonomy places the organism in Eukaryota, Viridiplantae, Streptophyta, Magnoliopsida, Fabales, Fabaceae. The record is from RefSeq and is a predicted model, not a curated record.